AUGAACUCGAUCCGCCAAACCCAAGCGCUCAACAAGCGCGAACUCGAAGCUGCCGUCCCCCCUUCCGCCUCGUGGCACGCCGACUACCGCGACACCGCCUACAUCUACAUCGGCGGCUUCCCCUUCGACCUCUCCGAGGGCGAUCUCCUCACCAUCUUCAGCCAGUAUGGCAACCCGACACACCUCAACCUGGUCCGUGACCGAGAGUCGGGCAAGAGCAAGGGUUUCGCGUUCCUGAAGUACGAGGACCAGCGGAGUUGUGAUCUGGCGGUGGAUAAUCUAGGGGGUGCGCAGGUGUUGGGGAGGCUGUUGAGGGUGGAUCAUACGAGAUAUAAGAAGAAGGAAGGGGAGGAUGAGGAGACGUGGAGGGUGGAGAGGUGGGAGGGGGAGGGGGAUGGGAAUGGGGAUGUGGUGAAUGGGAAUGGCAAGAGGAGUAGUAGUGGAGAGGAGAUGGAGGAUGAUGAUGGGGAGAAGAAGAAGAAGCGCAGGAAGAGAGGCAUGAUCAAGGAGGAGCGGGAGCUGGAGGAACUACUACGGAUCAAGGAGGGCGAAGAGGAGGAUCCUAUGAGGCAGUACUUGAUUGAGGAGAAGAAACAAGAGAUCGAAAAGGCUUUGGCUAGGAUUGAGAAGAAAGAGAGGCGUCACCACACCGAGAUGAUUUGGACGAGAGACGGGCCCAUCGGCACCGCCAUCGUGAGGAUAAAGACCGGGAUCACAGAAGCAGAAGAAAGGAUACCGAUGAGAAAGAUAGACACUCCCGCCAUCAACAGCGGAGACAUGUUUCCAAUGGUCAAUCCUCGACGUCGAGAAGUUCAAGCAAGAGACGCAGACCUCGAGACAGGUCGGAUUCGAGGUCGAGAAAAGGCCGGCCAGCAGAGAGGCACCGCUCCCGGAGCAGUAGAAGGAACCCCGAGUAUGAUCCAUCCUCACGCUCGCGCUCACGUUCACGUUCACGUUCACGUUCACAAUCCUUUUCGGAAGAGCGAAGGCGAGAUCGCAGGUGAGACAAAAGGUAUGAAGAAGCGCCUUUUCCAAAACUAG
Molecule: messenger RNA, 1041 nt
Organism: Endocarpon pusillum Z07020
Lineage: Eukaryota; Fungi; Ascomycota; Eurotiomycetes; Verrucariales; Verrucariaceae
Exons: 2
Coding region: 1-1041 (346 amino acids)
Biological process (GO): mRNA splicing, via spliceosome
Cellular component (GO): U2 snRNP; catalytic step 2 spliceosome; precatalytic spliceosome
Molecular function (GO): RNA binding
Source: RefSeq, a predicted model, not a curated record